Messenger RNA from Cloeon dipterum, 1239 nucleotides. It is a transcript of the gene Ref1, whose product is annotated as RNA and export factor binding protein 1. The coding region runs from base 106 to 918 and encodes 270 amino acids. Gene Ontology annotation, cellular component: nucleus. The transcript is spliced from 5 exons. Gene Ontology annotation, molecular function: mRNA binding. The record is from RefSeq and is a predicted model, not a curated record. NCBI's taxonomy places the organism in Eukaryota, Metazoa, Arthropoda, Insecta, Ephemeroptera, Baetidae. Gene Ontology annotation, biological process: mRNA export from nucleus.
GACAUCGUCGUUCGUGCGACUCGUGCGUCUGAUUCAACACUACACUUUUGAAGACCCCUGAAGGCGAAGAAAACUUCGGAAAUUCACACAAAUCACCCGUCUGAAAUGGCUGAGAAGAUGGAGCUUAGUUUGGACGACAUAAUCAAGCAAACCAACCAAGGUCGAGGCGGCGGCAGACGCCGCGGCGGUGGUCGCGGUGGUAGAGGAGCGGGCCGGCGACCCGUCGGCGGUGGCGGCGGCGGCGGUGGCGGUGUUAGAGGCGGAGGAGUUACGAAGAAUAAACGUCGUGGAGGCCCUGGUGGCGCAGCAGCUUUCAAAAGGACUCCCUACGCUAGAGGCGAUGUUGAAAGCCAGUGGACGCACGACAUGUUUGACACAUUCGGUGGAAAGAAGGGAUUGAUGCGCACUGCCGGAGGACUUCCUGGAUCCGGAAAACUACUCGUCUCAAAUCUUGACUACGGUGUAUCUGACUCGGAUAUUUCUGAGCUUUUCGGUGAAUUUGGAAAACUGAGGUCAGCCUCAGUGCAUUAUGAUCGUUCUGGACGUUCCCUGGGAUCAGCAGAUGUUAUUUUUGAGAGGAGGGCCGACGCCAUCAAGGCCAUGAAACAGUACAAUGGAGUGCCACUGGAUGGCCGUCCAAUGAAUAUCCAGAUGCCCACUUCAGAAAUCGGCUCCACCGUGAAGAUCUCUCAGAGAGUUGGAGGUGGUGCUGGAAACUUCGGACGCCGAGGAGGCGCCGCUGGAGGCGCUGCUGGAGGUGGAAUGAAGCGAGGUGGAAGGACUGCUGGCGGUGCUGGAGGCAAACGAGGUGGCGGCGGCGGCGGCGGCAGGGGAGGGCGUGGCGGCGGAAAAGGCAAGAACAAGACAGCUGAAGAACUUGACGCUGAGCUUGACGCUUACCUGAAUGAAGCUAAGUGAGCUAAAGGCACGCCAUCUCCACAGUUAAACGACUGUCCAAAGCCUCAUAAAUAAAGACUUGAAAAUCUUGCAAAGACUUGUGCAAGGAUUGUGUAAUUUUAGUUCAGCUUAGUGAUUUCUGCUGGGAAUGUACACAUGCGAAGAUUUAUACUGGAGAGUGCGCCCUCAUUUGAUUUACUAAGUGUGAUUUGUAUUGUAUUAAAAUGGAAAAUAUACGGUUCGGAUGCGUGCGCCUUUUACAUGAAACCACCACAAUCUUCGGAAAACAUAGCAUCUGUAUAUGUUAACUAUGGAACAAAAUUAAAUUAGUUAACACCCAAA